GGCGUCGGAAUUGAAUUGGGCUCAUCUCUUGCUGCCUCCAAAUUCCAUGGGGCCUGAUCCAAUUCCACAUUGCGCAUCUGGGUGGCGUCGCUUCGACAGUCGGCGGGUUCCGUAAGCAAUUCGAGGUUUACAGCUGCUCGCGCACUGCAACGUUGUGGAGAGCAGAAAGAAGUGAAGAGGCGAAUAGCAGAGGAUACGAACGUGUGUCGCUGUGCUAUCUGCAGCAUCUUUGUGAAUUUGAAGUAUCAAAGGAAGAGUGAAUUUCAGGAGAGGUGCAGUGAAGAAACAUGUCGGUUGCACAGGCUGGGUUUGUUGCCUCCUUGGCUGUUAGUCCUGCUUCAUUUCGUAAAGAAGUGACCUCAGCGUGUACGACGAGCGGAGAUGGUUUGUUUAGCAGAGGAGCUUCGUGCUCAGCUUUGUUGCGAAGGAAAACGCAGCAUUCUUCGACUAUGAAGAGUUUUAAUGUGCCCACGAGGUUAUAUAUUACAGCGAAACAAAAUGAAACAAGUACAAUCAAGAGUGUGCCUGUGCAAGUUGCCCAUGAACUUCUCAAUGCUGGCCACCGAUGCUUGGAUGUCAGGACAACAGAGGAAUUUACUGCAGGCCACGUGAAAGGCGCUGUCAAUAUUCCCUACCUUAUUAAAACUGGACAUGGCAUGAGCAAGAACCCCAAAUUUCUGGCGGAAGUUGAGAAGGGGUUUAGCAAAGACGAUGAAAUACUUAUUGGAUGUCAGAGCGGGCGCCGCUCUUUGAUGGCUGCUGCAGAACUUCGGGAUGCGAAAUUUACAGGAGUCAUUGAUAUGGGAGGAGGCUACCUGGCCUGGAAGGAGAAUGGGCUUCCAGUCAAUAUACCAAACCAAGCGUAGUUUGUUGCAGAGUACUGGGUGAUCCAAACACAUCGUGAGCUCUGCUUAUCAGUAGUCAGAUACGUUUCCAUGGACAAGGUUUGUGCGAAGAGCUGCACGCUGCCAUGUUGACAUCCUUAUUUGCCAUAUCUAGCAGCGCACGUAUACCGUAAAUAGUCUCUGGUGGGAAUGACUACAAGUAGCCUGUUUCGACUGAUUUUACAUCUUUUCAAAAGAAGUGAAGUUGAACCAUGUGCAUACCUCAAAUUUGGUACAUGGUUAGCUCAAAGGACACCUUUGCUUGGAAAUUUUGAAACAACGAUGUCCACAAGCGAUGGAACUGCCUAAGACAUUGCAUCGUCAAA
This is a messenger RNA of Physcomitrium patens, 1210 nucleotides long. Its product is annotated as thiosulfate sulfurtransferase 16, chloroplastic. Lineage: Eukaryota; Viridiplantae; Streptophyta; Bryopsida; Funariales; Funariaceae. The record is from RefSeq and is a predicted model, not a curated record.